This is a messenger RNA of Tetrahymena thermophila SB210, 1200 nucleotides long. RefSeq lists its product as hypothetical. Lineage: Eukaryota; Ciliophora; Oligohymenophorea; Hymenostomatida; Tetrahymenidae. The transcript has a single exon. The record is from RefSeq and is a predicted model, not a curated record. Gene Ontology annotation, cellular component: nucleus; perinuclear region of cytoplasm; cytosol. Gene Ontology annotation, biological process: nucleocytoplasmic transport; activation of GTPase activity. Gene Ontology annotation, molecular function: small GTPase binding; GTPase activator activity.
AUGCAGGAUGAAAAUGAGCUAAAUGAAAACUAAAUUAAUCAUUUAAUUUAAGCAUUCUCAGCACUAAAAAAUAUUCUUCUCCUAGAAUUACAUAUUGGGCAAACAAACUUUCUUUUUAAUAAAGGUUGUAAUUUAAUUCAAACUUGGUUUUAAAACCUAAGCAAUUUACAAUAGCUAGAAAUUAUAAUAGAAGCUGAGAAUUUCAUUGGAAAUGACGGAUUAAUUGCUUUGUCUUAAGGUAUCAAAAGUUUAGAUUAACUCCGUGUUCUAGUUAUAUCGAUUGAUGACUAAUAUAAUGAAGAUUAAUAUACUGAUAUAUCCCAUAAAUAAAUAGAUAUUACAUCAACUGAAGAAAUAGCCCAAGCCAUAAGAGAACUAAAAUGUAUAUAAGAGAUUCAUUUAGAUAUAAAUUCUGUUUGUAGUUUGAAUUUAUUAUCUGUGAUUUUGAAUAAAAACAUUUAAUAUCCAAACUAAGUUUACCUAAACCACUUUCAAAAACUAAAUUUUGUAAAAAAUAUUGAAGUAUAAAAUGAAUAAAACAUUUAAAAGUUAUCUCUUAUAAUUACUCCAUAUCGAAGCAUUAAACAUUAAGGAUCAAAAGCAUUGUCAUUAGGAUUACAAUAAAUAUAAUCUUUGGUAUAUUUAUCUAUUGAAAUAGGAUUUGGUAAUAGCAUAGGACCAGAUGGAGCUGAAGAAAUCAGUAAUGCCUUAAAACUUCUAAUGAAUUUAGAAAGCUUAAAUUUAAAUUUUUCAUACACAAAAUUAAAUAAAAAUGGAGCUCUCUGUAUCAUUGAUGCAAUAAAAGAAUUAAAGCUAUUAAAAUCACUUACUUUUAUAGUUGGAGAACACAAUUCAAUCUAAAAAGAAAGUAUUAUUGAGUUAGGAAAUUCAAUAGAAAGCUUAAAAAAUUUACAAUUCCUUAGAGUUGUAGUUAAUUCUGGAAAUAGCAUCUUAGAGUAUGGUAUGAAAGCAUUUCUAGAGAGUCUUUCAAAUUUAAUUAACCUAAAUCAUCUUCAUUUAAAUUUAUAGACAGAUUCUCUAUUUUUCAGAAAAUAUUAGAAUUACUGCGAUUAUUUUCUAAAUUUACCAAAACUUUAUUCAUUGACCUUUAAACUAAAGGAUUAAAUUCUCUCUGAAAUAAACCCAAAACGAAAAAUUAAAAAAUUAGUUAAUUAUCAGAGUAAAUAUCAAAUUAUUUGA